CUUCCAUCAAAAGCACCGAGAAGAUCUCUCAUCGCUCAUCUUCAUCACCUACGCCAUGUCUGCUUCUGCUUCUACUUCUACUCCAGCUCCAGCUCCUGAUACUCCACAAUCUCUACUCAAAGAUUCUAUGAGAGAGAUAUUCUUAUGGAGGAGAAAGAAGCUGAGCUUUUCAGUUCUUGCCAUCUCCACCGUGAUGUGGGUCUUGCUGGAAAUCUACCAAUAUACAUUUGUUACCGUUGCUUCUUGGGUUGCAAUCUUGACCGUUGCUUCUUUGUUCGUUUGGGCCCACUUGGCCCCACUCCUCGGCAGGGAUGUGCCUAGCUGCUCAGGUUUAGAAGUCUCUGAGCAGUCUGCAGUGGAGAUAGCGGAUGCCGUCCAAUCAUGGGUCGAAGAUUCAGUGAGAUAUCUGUUUCAUGUGGCUGUGGAGAGGAAUUGGUUAGUGGUUGCUCAGAUAAUUACUGCUCUGUUGAUUCUCUCCUUUAUCGGUAGCUGCUUCGACUUCCUUACACUCCUCUACAUUGGUAUUUUGAUGGGUUUCACUUUGCCUGUCCUUUAUUUCAAGUAUCAAGAUAGGAUCCAGGCAUGUGUAGAGCGUGUGAAGAUGUGCGGCCGCAAAUCAUCUGAGCGUGUGAAGAUGGACGGCCGAAAAUUAUCUGAGCGUGUGAAGAUGGACGGUCGAAAAUUGUCUGAGAUGGUUGAUGAGAAAAUCUUGAGGAAGAUUAAGAAAAAGGUUAGCAAAGAGAAGAAAACUGAGUAGUAAUCUCUCAAUUAAUACGAGUGGGCCCAUGUUCGGCCAAUCUCAACCGUUGGGUCAGUGGGCACUGCCGCAGAUGGCUCAUGCACUAAAAAAUGACCCAGAUUGGAAGAUCCUAUCCACAGAUGUCUUAGCACUUCGACAGUUGAAUCUGAACCGUUGUGGUGUCUGGUGGGAUUUAUCCAAUGUGGGGAUUUUUGCUCCAUGUGCCAUCCACGGUGAGGCCCAUCAUAUCGAUGGUUUGGAUGACUGGACGGUGGGCCCCACUUUUGAAAAACUGGAAGCUCGAGGAUUUUGUAUAACUUCUGAGUUGGUUUUGAUGCACAUGUUGUUAGUUACGCUCUAAUGUAAACAUGUUUAUUCUAUUUUAUUUUAUUUUUCACUUUCUAAU
Molecule: messenger RNA, 1145 nt
Organism: Magnolia sinica
Lineage: Eukaryota; Viridiplantae; Streptophyta; Magnoliopsida; Magnoliales; Magnoliaceae
Product: reticulon-like protein B13
Exons: 4
Coding region: 56-757 (233 amino acids)
Source: RefSeq, a predicted model, not a curated record